Molecule: messenger RNA, 911 nt
Organism: Lactuca saligna
Lineage: Eukaryota; Viridiplantae; Streptophyta; Magnoliopsida; Asterales; Asteraceae
Source: the annotation of a GenBank genome assembly
AUGGCUGAGUCGGAGUUUGGUCAUCGUCCCUUUUCUUCUCCAUGCAACAUAAAUGCAUAUAAGAAGAAGCGAUGGAUCGGUAGAGUUAACCCCAUGGCGUUGUCUAGUAGGAGGAGAAUAUUGAAAUCGAAACACGUAUACCAUGGAUAUCCCAACGUCACCACGUGUACAUCAACGCUCUCAAACCAAGGACAGAGUGAGAAUUUAGAUUCAAAUUCAUCUGAAAUGUCUAGCACAUUAUCAAACCCCCCUUCUACUACUGAUAUGUCUACUACAGUUAUGAGCGAUGCGAUGAUAAUACCUCCGACGGAUUCUCAGACGACGGAAGUAGAGUUUGCUACGUGUGAUUGCUGCGGAUUGACGGAGGAGUGUACGCCGUCGUAUAUAGAGAGGAUCCGGGAGAGGUAUGGCGGUAAAUGGAUCUGCGGAUUGUGUGGAGAGGCGGUGAAAGAUGAAAUAAUGAGGAGUGAAAGGCUGAUGAUCAGCACCGAAGAGGCUAUGUUUCGUCAUAUGAACUUUUGCAGGAUGUCAUCGUCGUCAGAUCCGCCACCGAAUCCGGCGGUUCAUUUGAUCACUGCUAUGAGACAGAUUCUCCGGCGGAGUUUGGAGUCGCCAAGAUCAUUAAGGUCUGCGCCAAGUAGUCCAUUGAGGCACACCGGUAGCAUCCGACUCAGUCGAUCAUCGAGUUGUAUUACAGAUCUUGCACUUGAAUCUUCGUCGUAUACAGACCUGCAAGAAAUUGGGAAAUGAUGAAAAGGUAAGAACUAAAAGAUAAAUGAAUGCAAAUGAAGAGUAAAUAAGUUUGAUUUAUGUUGUUGCCUUGAGUGAUUGAAAAAAAAAAUACAUGAUUAAUUUAGUUGAGAGAUCUGAAUUGUUUUUUUUUUUUUUUUUUACCAGCAUAUAUACAUGGA